AUGCCGUUGCGCCUGGAUAUCAAGAGGAAGUUGACAGCGAGGUCGGACCGCGUCAAGUGUGUGGACCAGCACCCGACCGAGCCUUGGCUCCUAUGCUCCCUAUACAACGGUGACGUGAACAUAUGGAACUAUGAAACACACUCACAGAUCAAGAGGUUUGAGGUAUGCGACCUACCUGUGCGCGCCGCCAAGUUCGUGCCACGCAAGAACUGGGUGAUCACCGGCUCUGAUGACAUGCAGAUUCGCGUGUUCAACUACAACACGCUGGAGAGAGUGCACGCUUUUGAAGCGCACUCCGACUACGUCAGAUGCAUCGCGAUACAUCCUACACAGCCAUACAUUCUCACCAGCAGCGAUGAUCUACUGAUCAAGCUGUGGAACUGGGAACGCAACUGGGCAUGCCAGCAAGUGUUCGAGGGCCAUACACAUUAUGUGAUGCAGAUCGUCAUCAACCCUAAAGACAACAACACAUUCGCUAGUGCUAGUCUCGACACCACCGUCAAAGUAUGGCAACUGGGGUCGUCAAUUUCAAAUUUCACGCUAGAAGGCCACGAGAAAGGCGUCAACUGCGUCGACUAUUACCACGGAGGAGACAAGCCCUACCUCAUAAGUGGUGCCGACGAUCGUCUUGUCAAAAUAUGGGACUACCAGAACAAAACGUGUGUUCAGACAUUAGAGAGUCACACGCAGAAUGUGACGGCGGUGUCGUUCCACCCCGAAUUGCCGAUCCUGCUGACUGGCUCAGAGGACGGCACUAUCAGAAUAUGGCACGCAGGCACUUACAGACUAGAAUCCUCCCUCAACUACGGCUUCGAGAGAGUCUGGACCAUUUCUUCGAUGCACGGCUCCAACAACGUGGCCAUCGGUUACGACGAGGGCACGAUCAUGAUCAAGGUGGGUCGCGAGGAGCCCGCUAUUUCCAUGGACGUCAAUGGAGGCAAGAUUAUUUGGGCGAAACAUUCUGAGAUGCAGCAAGUCAACCUGAAGGCAUUGCCAGAAGGCACUGAGAUAAAAGAUGGGGAGCGAGUCCCAGUGAUGGCGAAGGACAUGGGUUCCUGUGAGAUCUACCCUCAAACUAUUGCGCAUAACCCGAACGGACGGUUCGUAGUAGUGUGCGGCGACGGCGAGUACAUUAUUUACACGGCCAUGGCACUUAGGAACAAGGCCUUUGGAACUGCACAGGAGUUCGUCUGGGCGUUUGACAGCUCGGAAUAUGCGACUCUUGAAAACUCCAGCACCAUCAAGGUGUUCAAAAACUUCAAAGAGAGAAAGAGCUUCAAGCCUGAGUAUGGAGCUGAAGGAAUAUACGGCGGUUUCAUGUUGGGUGUGAAGUCUAUCAGCGGUGUGGCAUUCUCUUUCUAUGACUGGGAGAACCUCGAGUUGAUCAGAAGGAUCGAGAUCCAACCUCGACACGUGUAUUGGUCUGAGAGUGGCAACCUGGUGUGCCUGGCGGCUGACGACUCGUACUACGUGCUCAAGUACAAUGCAGCUGUUGUGACGCGAGCGCGCGAAACCAAUUCUAACAUCACAGAAGACGGCAUUGAAGACGCUUUUGAGGUCGUGGGUGCAGUGAACGAGGUUGUAAAGACAGGACUAUGGGUGGGCGACUGCUUCAUCUACACGAAUUCCUUGAACAGAAUAAACUACUACGUCGGCGGAGAGAUCGUCACCAUAUCCCACCUUGACCACACCAUGUACAUCCUCGGAUACGUCGCCAAGGAGAACAGGCUGUACCUAAAUGACAAGGAGUUGAACAUAGUGUCGUACUCGCUGCUGCUGUCGGUACUGGAGUACCAGACGGCGGUGAUGCGCGCAGACUUCGAGACAGCAGACCGUGUACUGCCCACCAUUCCACAAGAACAUCGCACUAGGGUCGCUCACUUCCUAGAGAAACAAGGCUUCAAACAACAAGCUUUAGCAGUAUCCACAGAGCCCGAACACCAGUUCGAGCUAGCCCUCUCACUGGGCGAACUUAGAAGAGCGAAGCAGUUGGCUGAGGAGGCGGCAUUGGCCGAGGGUUCUACGUCGCGAUCCUCAGCGGCGCGGUGGUCUCGGCUAGGAGCCGCCGCCGCCGCCGCCGCAGACACGGAACUCACCAAGGCCUGCUAUCAGAGCGCUAAGGACUACAGUGCCCUACUUCUAUUCGCAGCUAGUACCGGCGACAAAGAACUGUUGAAGAGUGUAGCACAGAUGUCCUCGGUGGAAAACGCAGAGAAUAUCUCAUUCGUGGCCUACUUUAUGCUGAAUGAUCUCGAAUCCUGUCUCAAGCUGCUCAUACAACGAGACAAGCUGCCUGAAGCCGCCUUCUUUGCCAGAUCAUACAUUCCAUCGAAGAUGUCGGAAGUGGUGAAGUUAUGGCGUGAGUCCACUAGCGCCAGCAACGCGAAGCUCGGCCAAUCUCUCGCCGACCCGGAGCAGUAUGAGAACUUGUUCCCUGAAUUCUCGCAAUCAUUGGAGUUGGAGAGAUUUCAGCGCGAGUAUGGGUAUGAACAGAGUUGCUUGCUAGCAAACUUGCCGUUCGACUCAAAGACUUGCAACCUUGAGCGUAACCUUGCCACGGAGAAGGAGGAGGCCGAGCAACGCGGCUUUAAGCUGAGCUCCACUACCCUGGUGCGGUCUUCUGCAGACAGCUCAAAUGAUCUUGGCCUUGAAGACCGAGUUACAAGCAAUGAUAGUCCUUCCCGCAUGGUGCCGGACAGUACAGUGACUACUGCGGCACAGCAGGAUCUGAAGAAACGGCGAGACUCUCUCGACAUGGAGGAGCUGGAGCGGGAGAUCGAAGAUAUCGUCCUCGACGGCACGGUCGAAAACGUGGAUCUGUCGGACGAUGUAGAUUUACUGGAUUAA
Messenger RNA from Spodoptera littoralis (African cotton leafworm), 2847 nucleotides. The record is from the annotation of a GenBank genome assembly. Lineage: Eukaryota; Metazoa; Arthropoda; Insecta; Lepidoptera; Noctuidae.